AUGGUCGUUGCAUCGCAGCAGCAAGCUGGUUGUCGAAGUGCUGGCGGUUUUCGUGAGUUCGACGAGGAUGACCUCGAGUCCUACCUCGAGGGUUCGAUCCUGUCUGAACGUCUCCACGAUCCUUUUGGCGAUGGAUGCAUUCAAAAUAAAAUAAUCACUAUCUUCCCCUGUAUUUCCAACUAUGGAAGAAUACCGCCACCGUCAGCAUUGGAAACUGUAUUCGCGACCUCAAUGGAAUCAGUUUUCAAAUCGCAAUAUCCAAAUGGCAACCAGUACGGCUAUGACUACCCUUCGCAGCAGUGUCGGCCCAGCUAUCGCGACUCUCGCAUCGAUGACAGAGGAGUAACGGUGGUAUCACGACCAGGAUCUCCUGGCCCAGUGGCUGGUGCAGGCGACGUUAUCAACACACCCCAUGGCUUCACAAUUCAACUUGAUGUCAAAUUGUUUCGCCCAGAGCAAAUAAAGGUAGUGCUGACAGAUGACAUGCUGUGUGUAAGCGGUGAAAGAAUAGAAGUUGGCAGCGGUGGGCAGACAUUGAAGCGUUCUUUCGCAAGAAAAUAUUGGUUCACGACAUGGCUGGAGGGAAACACAUAUCAGUGUACAUUCAGCAGGAAACUACGAUCGUAA
This is a messenger RNA of Haemonchus placei, 627 nucleotides long. The record is from the annotation of a GenBank genome assembly. Lineage: Eukaryota; Metazoa; Nematoda; Chromadorea; Rhabditida; Trichostrongylidae.